CCAAAUGCAUCCAUUUCUUCGAGUGGUUACCUGCUGAAAGUCAAAGCCAGCAUCCAUGCACUAGAGGGGACUUUGCAGGUAGGCGUGCCAGGGUCUAGCUCACUCACAGACAUAGGAAGAACUUCCAUGAUUUUGGGCUUCCUCUUUGUGAGGUAGCCAGACCGGUAGACAAGCAGUCUAGCAUGGCGGCAGUUCGCAGUUUACGGGUGUCCGUCAAACCAGAAAGCGCUUCGGAGUCUGAUGGAGACUCGGACUCGGACAGAGAUGCACGGGACGCUGAACCCAUGGAGGUAGAGGAAGGAGAAGAGCCUGUGGAAACCAUUCCUGUCCGCUGUUCUCUCAAGGAACUGUUGCCGGAUACCAGUCGCAAGUAUGAAAACAAGGCUGGCACUUUCAUCACUGGGAUUGAUGUUACUUCAAAGGAGGCUGUGGAGAAAAAGGAGAAGAGAGCACAGCGUUUCCACUUCCGAGCGGAGGAGAGCACUGCUCAGCGAAAUGUUGUCUUGGACAAAGAGAUGCUAAAGAAAGCCAUUGCAAAGGUUCGAUUGGAGGCUCUGUAUGUGUGUGGGGUAGACGACAUGAGCACCAAAGACAUCUUUGGAUUCUUCAAGGAGUACCCUCCAGCCCAUAUUGAAUGGAUUGACGACGCAUCUUGCAAUGUGGUGUGGCUGGAUGAUGUGACAUCCAGUCGCGUGCUGCUCAACAUGAGCUCCAUGCCAGACCCAGAGCAGACCACCAAGACGAGCCAGGACAAACGCAGCGACCCACAGGAGCAGAAAGUAGCUCGCCGUGGGUCAGACAAUGACGACAACGACGAAGACGACGAUGAUGAUGAGGAUGUGGAGGAAGGAGAAGUGGUCGACCCGGACUCUGAGAAAGGAGAGGACAGCAGUGACGAGAGCGAGGGCAAGGCCAGCGACCGAGAAGAGGAGGCGGAGAAGAAAACGGCGCCACAGAACAAAGAGGUAAAGGCAGAUGUGCUUUCUCAGGCAGAAAUCGAGUCUAUUUUACGCAACGACCUUCGUCCAGCAAGCAAAGGCUUUAAAGGAAACAAGCUGUUUCUAAGGUUUGCUACCCAAGAUGACAAGAAGGAGCUUGGUGCUGCCAGACGGAGCAGGUACUACAUGAAGUAUGGCAACCCCAACUACGGAGGCAUGAAAGGCAUUCUUAGCAACUCAUGGAAACGCAGGUUCCACAGCAAGAGGAUCCAGAGGGACAUCCUGAAGACAAAGAAACCCCUCAUAGGCGACAGCAUGGGCCACACUCCACCCUACACACACAGACACUCGGCUGACUUGGUGAACCUGCCAGAGGAGCCGAUUGAGGAGGAGGAAGAGGAGGAGGAGGAGGAAGAGGAUGAAGGAGAGGUGGACAUGGAUGCAGAUGACCGCGUGGUAGAGUAUGGCAUGGAUCGCGAGAGGAACCUGCGCAUCACUGGCCUGAGCACACGGGGCCUGAGCACGCGGGGCCGCAGCACGUCAGACAGGCCCUCUUCGCCACGCCACCACGACUCCAACUCAGACGCCUCGUCCGACUCGGACGAGAUGGACUACGACCUGGAGCUGAAGAUGAUCUCCACGCCCUCGCCCAAGAAGACCAUGAAGAUGACCAUGUACGCAGACGAGGUGGAGGAAAACCUCAAGAUAAUACGACAAUCCAGUUCGGGCAGUAGUAGUGGACGGAGCAGGGCGUGGAGCGGAGAACAGCGUGGAGCGGGAGCGGGGAACAGGACCAAACCUGCGGCAGAGAAGGUGACUGACGUACGGCAGCUGUUGGAGGAGAAGAGACAGCAGAGACCACAGAGUGCAGGAGCAGCAACAGCAGCAGCACCAGUCUCCAGUGGAAAGACGGACAUGAGACAGCGGCUGGGUAAGAGAAGACAUUCCCCAGAUCGACGGCGUUCUGUGUCGCCACCGCAGAGGAGCCUGUCCCCUCGCCGCGAGCCUCUGUCCGACGUGCACAGCCGACUGGGCGUGGCCAAACGCGACACCCGCAACCUGUACCUGGAGCCAGCCAAAGACAAGAAGAGCGGAGGCCUCUGGAGCAGACUGGGCCCGUCCCACGACGGAGACCGGCGAGCCGAUGGCGACAGGGGCGACAGGAGGAUGACAUCAUCGUCCGGGGGCUCGUCGUCGAGGGGCGUCGUCCACCGGCAACAGAGCCAUCGCCGGCGGGACUCGGACGACGACGGCGACGACAGGGAGGAAGAGGAGGAGGACGACUCGCGUCUGCAGAAGGUGUGGGGAGCCAUGAUCAAGCAGAAGGAGCUCCAGUCCAGUCGCAUGAAGAAGAGCCGGCUGGACAACCUGCCCUCGCUGCAGAUUGAGAUCAGCAGAGACAGCAGCAACGGCUCCGACAGUGACUCCUGACUCUCCUGUCCUUGAUUAUCUGUGUGUGUGCGUGUGUGUAUACAGCAGCAAUGGCUCAGACAGUGACUCCUGACUCUCCUGCCCUUGAUUAUCUCUCUGUGUGUAUAGAUGCAGUCGUCAACUCUGGGAAUGCCCAUGAAAUUGCUUGUUUUCCCCCACGUUGGCUAAUCAAUAUGCCAAAUGAUUGGCAGUGAUUGGACCGCACGAGCAUUCGGAGGGGAAAACAAUGCCGUUUAAUGGGCGGCCAGAGGAGCCGACUGGGUGAAUGAGUGAGUGAGUGCGUGUGUGUGUGUGUACAUGGUGCUCGCGUGUCUGUGUGUGUGUGACAUUUCACCCUCCAUCUCCAGAGGUGAUUGGGAUCGUGCUCUGAAAAGAUCGAAGAAAAGGACAAUGUAAUUUAUCCGAUUGCCAUUUUAACUGCCUGUACAGGUCGUGUUGCAUACCAUGGGACCCAGAGCUCAAUGUGUUUUUGGAUUAUGUUUUCUUUUGUCUUUUUGUGUCAUGAAGAGAGGAUACCGAAAUCAUAACCUGUAGGGGGAUCAAAGUGUGGUUAGCAGACUGACAUUGCUUUAAAUGUCAUCCCUCUGUUGACCUGUUACGUACUACUAUGACAUGUCUAAAUAUAUAUUUUUUGUAUUGCGAUCUUUUUCUCCCCCCUUGAUGCCCUCAUCUCUCCCUUGAUCAUGCUCUUAAAGAGCUUGUGUGACCCAUGAGUCUUUUCUGUGGCAUUGGUGCCAGGAAGCUCAGACAAGUGAAAAUAUUGUGAUGACUGUUUUUUGAUCUGGCUGUGUGUUCAGCAAUACAUAUGUUUCCUUAGAAUCAGAGUCUCACAUUACAUUGAGCCCUUGAUAUUGUUGCAUAUUGCGUCAAUUUCAGUGUUAAGUAAAAACAUGAAGCAAAACUCCACGUACAUGAUGGUAAUAAUUUAUCAUUAUGCCAGCGCUACUGCUCCAGUGCCACUUGGUGGGAGCUGCCAACUUGAACCUUUUUUUUUGUAUUCUUGCAGGCAGUUACUGACAUUGUGGUCUGGGGUGGGACUUAGAAUUUUAUUUUGAAACACAGCUAGAAUUUCAGUUGACCCCACCAGAAAUAUUACAGUGUGGUUUCUUGAAUGAUUUUUGUAUUAUUUCUCAAGUCCACUCCAACAAAACUGUUUUGCUGCUCAUAAAGAAUUCAAAAACAGA
Engraulis encrasicolus (European anchovy) is the source of this 3553-nucleotide messenger RNA. RefSeq names its product nuclear cap binding subunit 3 (gene ncbp3). The record is from RefSeq and is a predicted model, not a curated record. Gene Ontology annotation, cellular component: nucleus. Bases 183 to 2369 code for a protein of 728 amino acids. The transcript is spliced from 13 exons. Gene Ontology annotation, molecular function: mRNA binding; RNA 7-methylguanosine cap binding. Lineage: Eukaryota; Metazoa; Chordata; Actinopteri; Clupeiformes; Engraulidae.